Pteronotus mesoamericanus is the source of this 1865-nucleotide messenger RNA. It is a transcript of the gene RTCA, whose product is annotated as RNA 3'-terminal phosphate cyclase. Bases 90 to 1190 code for a protein of 366 amino acids. Gene Ontology annotation, cellular component: nucleus. Gene Ontology annotation, molecular function: RNA-3'-phosphate cyclase activity. The transcript is spliced from 11 exons. NCBI's taxonomy places the organism in Eukaryota, Metazoa, Chordata, Mammalia, Chiroptera, Mormoopidae. Gene Ontology annotation, biological process: RNA processing. The record is from RefSeq and is a predicted model, not a curated record.
CGGAGCUGCGGGGCGGGAGCCGGCGCGUCCUCGCCGCCGCGCUCGGGCGGAGGCUGUGUGCUUGCGGACCGGGCCCCAGGGCGCCUCCGAUGGCGGGGCCGCGGGUGGAGGUGGACGGCGGGCUCCUGGAAGGGGGCGGCCAGAUCCUGAGGGUGUCCACGGCCCUGAGCUGUCUCCUGGGCGUGCCCUUGCGGGUGCAGAAGAUCCGAGCCGGCCGCAGCACGCCUGGCCUGCGGCCUCAGCAUUUGUCUGGACUGGAGAUGGUUCGGGAUCUGUGUGCCGGGCAGCUGGACGGGGCGGAGAUCGGCUCCACGGAGAUAUCGUUCACGCCGGGGAAGAUCAGAGGCGGGACCCACACGGCGGACACCAAGACGGCAGGGAGCGUGUGCCUCUUGCUGCAGGUGUCCAUGCCCUGUGUCCUCUUCGCUGCCUCCCCGUCGGAGCUGCGGCUCAGAGGCGGGACCAACGCCGAGAUGGCCCCGCAGAUCGACUACACGGCCACGGUUUUCAAGCCCAUUGUUGAAAAAUUUGGCAUCAAAUUUAAUUGUGACAUUAAAAUGAGGGGUUACUACCCAAAAGGGGGUGGUGAAGUGAUUGUCCGAAUGUCACCAGUUAAGCAGUUGAACCCCAUAAAUUUAACUGACCGUGGCUCCGUGACCAAGAUACACGGGAGAGCAUUUGUGGCUGGUGUGUUGCCGUUUAAAGUGGCGAAGGACAUGGCAGCGGCGGCGGUACGGUGCCUCAGGAAGGAGUUCCGGGACCUGUACGUGAACAUCCAGCCCGUCCAGGAGCCCGCGGACCGGGCCUUCGGCAACGGCAGUGGCAUCAUCAUCACCGCGGAGACGUCCACGGGCUGUUUGCUGGCCGGGUCAUCGCUCGGUAAACGAGGUGUAAACGCCGAUAAGGUUGGCAUUGACGCUGCCGAAAUGCUCUUAGCAAACCUGCGACACGGUGGUGCCGUGGAUGAGCAUCUGCAAGACCAGCUGAUCAUUUUCAUGGCCUUAGCCAAUGGAAUUUCCAGAAUAAAAACAGGGCCGGUUACGCUCCACACACAAACGGCUAUUCAUUUCGCUGAACAACUAGCAAAGGCUAAAUUUACUGUGAAGAAAUCAGAAGAUGAGGAAGAUGCUUCUAAAGACACCUAUAUUAUUGAGUGCCAAGGAAUCGGGAUGACAAAUCCAAAUCUAUAGGGUACUGGGCUCUUAAGGCACCUCAGUGAUCGGUGGCACUCACUCAUUUCAACAAGUACUGCAAGGCGACGAGUAAGAAGCGACUUGUUCAAGAGCCUGGCUCCAACUCGGAGGCGGGGUGCAGGGUGCCCUCGGUGUGCUGAGGGCGCCCCGUCAGAGCCCUCGCCCUUUGAACGUCUCCCGCGAUCUGGCAGGACGAUGGAUGAGUCAGCAGACAUGUCCGACGGCAGCCGAUUCCAGCAUGGAAGUGUUGACAUGUGUUCUUUCCCCUGAAGUGUGCUUUUCUUUUUUACGUAAUAAAUUACGUCAGGAAGGGUGCGCUGGCUGCGAUUCCUGGGCAGCUUGGAUCUCUUCCCUGGAGUCUCGGGUGACCAUUACGAGGCGACCUCCUGCACCGGCCUCGCUGUGCCGAUGAUUGACUGAGUGGGCAUUUUCUCAUUCUAACUCCACGCACCUUCUUUCUUGUUGGGCACUUGGUCAAUAUCGGUUUUGAAUCUGGGGAACACGUUGGGAAAGCCAAACCAGGAGAGCUGCAGAAGUUCAGCCCCAGCUGUGUUUCUUCGGGUUGGUUGUAGUCUGAGAUCGUCGAGCGCCUUUAGAACGGAGGGCGCCUUCCCUCGCCUGCGCUGUCGUACCCCGGGCCGUCCCCACCGGGAUUACUUCCCGUCCUGGGGC